AUGAGGAUAUUACCUAAUGGGACAAGAAUCGCUCGCGAGAUUAUUCAACUCAAUGUUAGGAGCCUAACCACUGUUGGUAAACGCCUGAAGAGAUUAGAAAAAUGGGACAGAGGAGGAAGAACCGAUAGAGUUCCAGGUAAACAGCGUGCAACUGAUGGGCUUUCUGCGUUGUACGCGUCAAUGAAGCGUUUGAUUGACGGAAAUCCAGGACGCGUUUGCCUAAUUCAUGUUGGAAAGUUUUAUGAAUUGUAUUUUGAUCAAGCCGAAAGAUUAGGUCCCAAGUUGGGGUUGAAUAUAGGAUAUAAGAGAACGGGUAACCAUGUUAUACCGAUGGCUGGAUUUCCCUUGCCUCAACUUAGGAAGUAUGUGGAAAUGUUGGUUCGGGAACACGGUGAAACUGUUGCUAUAGUAGACCAAUAUAAUAACAUGGCUAAAACGUCCCAAAAUUUGAUCCCUAGAAAAGUAUCCAGGAUUGUGAGUCCUGGAACAUUGGUGGAUGAAUCCUUCCUAAACUACAACAGUAAUAAUUAUUUGGUUGCUAUAUCAUUCCCCUCAAACAUGACCAAAAGUCCUGCAAAUUCUGAUUUGGCCGUUGGCUUGGCAUGGGUGGAUGUUUCGGUGGGCGAAACUUUUGUACAACAAACAACCCUUGGCAAUCUCACAUCAGAUUUGUCAAGAAUCAACCCCAGUGAAAUUCUAAUUCCAAAGGAGUAUUCGGAACCUGAAAUCUUUUUGGCGAAAUGGUAUCCGCCUCUACAAAAUCUUAGAAGGUAUUGCAAACGGUUUCAUAGCACACAAUACUCUGAUUUGAAACUUCAAUUUAAAGCGAGUUUGCAGGCAGUGAGAAAAGCCUUUGAAGACCUAAGCACUCCAGAGCAGGCCGCUUUGAAUUUAGCUUUAUCUUACAUUAGUGUCAACUUACCUGAAGCUGACUCUCUCUUGGACUUACCUACAAGGUACUACAGUGAGUCAACUCUUCAAAUGGAUCCAAGAACAAGGGCAGCAUUGGAACUCACAGAUAGAUUCACACCAGGUAGACAGUCCGUUGUUGGGACCUUGCUUUCGUCAAUAAGGAGAACUUGUACAACUUCAGGUGCUAGGUUGUUGACGCAAUGGUUGAAAUCACCUUUAUUGGACAUAUCGGAGAUAAAAACAAGACAAAAUUAUGUCAAAAUUUUCUUAAAAGAUCAGCAUUUGAGGAUUGGAGUCCAAGAACGUUUACGGAAGCUAUCUGACUUUGUAAGAGUUGCUCAAAAGCUAUCAGCUGGAAGGGGUGAUGAUGUGUCGAAUUUAAAACUUAUUGCCGCUGCUUUGAACGAUCUACAACAAUUGAAAGAAUUCUUGAAUAAAAUGUGUCGAAGUGAUGACGCAUUAUACAAGCUGAUAGUAGAUUUCCUCGACAACUUCCAAAUUCCGGUCGAUGUAGCCAAUUCCAUCACAAAUGCCAUAAUUGAAGAUGAAAAUAUUACAAACGAAGGAGAGGAUUUUGCAUCAGAAGAUGAAACCACCAUUUCGAGUGAUGAACCAUAUACAAAUGAAUUUCUGGAAGAGUAUACAAUCGAGAAAAAUUCAGCGGUGGAGCGAAUGCUAGCCUUCAGCAUUAGAAAGGAUUACAAUUCGACUUUAACUGCAUUGCAUAACGAGCUCGAACAAUUGGAACGAAAAGAAGGGGAAUACGUGAGCACUCUACAAAGUACUCUUGUCCAAUACAACUCCAAAGUUGUCGUGGAGAAAAAAGAGAAAGUUGGUAAAUUUGUCAAUGUCUUACACAUUAGUGCAAAAAAGUCCUCUAUCAAAAAGAUCGCCGAUGAUUUACGUUCUGAUGUUAUACUGGAGAGCAAUUCAUCAUUUCUUUACCGUCCAGCUGAUUGGAAUUCCAUACAACUCGAAAUCGGGGAUACGCGGGCGUCUAUCAAGUUAAUAGAAGGGGAAGUGAUUCAGAGUUUGAGAAUGGAUACCCUUGAUGAAUUACCCGCGAUACGAUCUCUUUCAAAAGCAGUAGAUUUCUUAGACGUUACGGCAUCCUUCGCUGUUAUAGCUGACGAAAAUAAUUGGGUGUGUCCAAAAGUGGUGAAAUUACCGAAACUUGAAAUCUCUAAGGGUCGACAUGCGGUCGUUGAAUCGAGCUUGAAGGAGUCAGGGGGUAUGUUCAUUCCUAAUGACUCAAAACUUGGACAGGAUGCAAAAUUAUGGGUGAUAUCGGGUCCCAAUAUGGGUGGUAAAAGCACCUAUUUGAGGCAAAAUGCGUUGAUGAUCAUUUUGGCUCAGAUAGGCUCAUACGUUCCUGCAGAGAGUGCCACAAUUGGAAUCGUGGAUAAGAUAUUUACUCGAAUAGGUGCAUCUGACGACUUGUUCAACGAUUUAAGUACUUUCAUGGUUGAAAUGAUUGAAACAAGUAAUAUUUUGCUCAAUGCUACUUCAAAAUCUUUCGCUAUAGUUGAUGAAGUAGGAAGAGGAACAAGCGGUACGGAAGGAUUAGCAAUUGCAUAUGCCGUUUUGGUGCAUUUAUUGACUGUUAACAAGUGUCGUACCCUAUUUGCCACACAUUUUGGAAAUGAAUUACGUGAAAUUCUUGAAAAAAGAGAGGUGGAUCAAAACCGUAUCAAAUUUUACAGAACAAAGAUUGUCAAGUCGAAGGAAAAUCGGUUAAUUCUAAUCGACCAUGCGUUGGAGCCAGGCAUUAGUGAACGCUCCUAUGCAUUGGAAGUAGCCCGGAAAGCUGGAUUUCCCUUGUCGACGUUAGAAGAGGGUGAAGAGGUAUUAGCUUUACUUUAA
Lodderomyces orthopsilosis Co 90-125 is the source of this 2775-nucleotide messenger RNA. RefSeq names its product mismatch repair ATPase. The coding region runs from base 1 to 2775 and encodes 924 amino acids. Gene Ontology annotation, cellular component: nucleus. Lineage: Eukaryota; Fungi; Ascomycota; Pichiomycetes; Serinales; Debaryomycetaceae. Gene Ontology annotation, molecular function: ATP binding; ATP-dependent DNA damage sensor activity; mismatched DNA binding. Gene Ontology annotation, biological process: mismatch repair. The transcript has a single exon. The record is from RefSeq and is a predicted model, not a curated record.